CCCCGCCUCCUCACAGCAGAGCCCGCCUGUCACGUGGGACGGGCGGUCACCACGCCGGCAUUGUGGGAUAGCGGAGGACCGAGCCGGCGGGUCACGUGGUGCAAGGCUGCCCGGGGCUGCGGCGACAUGGAUGUGUUUUUAAUGAUUCGCCGACACAGGACAACAAUAUUCACCGAUGCCAAAGAAUCGACCACAGUUCUGGAGCUGAAGAAGGUAGUCGAGGGCAUCUUGAAGCGAUUGCCAGAGGACCAGAGACUCUACAAGGAUGACCAGCUGCUGGACGAUGCGAAGACGCUGGGUGACUGUGGCUUCACCAGCCAGACCGCCCGACCCCAAGCGCCGGCCACAGUGGGACUGGCCUUCAAAUCGCUGGAUGACCAGUUUGAACCACUGCGUAUCGACCCAUUCUCCAGCCCACCAGAGCUGCCGGACGUGAUGAAGCCCCAGGACUCUGGAAGCAGUGCCAACGAGCAGGCCGUCCAGUGAGCUGUCGCACUGUGGGCAGCCCUUCCCGCUGCCUUUACUCAGCACACUGGCUCCACACACUGGACUCAACCCUUCCCCUCCUCAUCCUUCCCGCUGCCCAUACCAAACCAUCCCUCCCACCUGCUAUCAGAGCUCUCAUGCCUGCUUUCCCUCCUCUGCUUACUCCUCCCACCCCUCCUCGCCCUCUCCCUGUCCCACAUUC
Messenger RNA from Mobula hypostoma (lesser devil ray), 688 nucleotides. RefSeq names its product elongin B (gene elob). Gene Ontology annotation, biological process: transcription elongation by RNA polymerase II. Lineage: Eukaryota; Metazoa; Chordata; Chondrichthyes; Myliobatiformes; Myliobatidae. Gene Ontology annotation, cellular component: VCB complex; elongin complex. The coding region runs from base 127 to 486 and encodes 119 amino acids. The record is from RefSeq and is a predicted model, not a curated record. The transcript is spliced from 4 exons. Gene Ontology annotation, molecular function: protein binding.